GUUGAUAUUUUCACCCUGCCUGUCAAGUCUAUCUUGACUGUAUGAAAAGUGAAAUAAGUAAUACGUUGUAUUUAUUUACACACAUACCGGAUUCAACAUAAGAUUAUCGACAGGCUGACGCCAAAGCGCAAAAAUGUUGCUGUUGAACUCGUAAGGUGUAUGCAUGUUUAACGUACAGGUGUGUCACCAACUCUGUGUCAGAAAAGCAGUCAGAAGGUAGCCCUGAGCUCAACUCACUUUCAUGAGCUUGACACCUAUAUAUAUCACUGUCAAUGGUGUUUUUCUUAUUCACUCGUUGUAGGCUUUAUAUUUAGAUCCAGUAUGAAGCGAUAAAUACGUUAUAUUCAUUCAUUUUUGGCAGAUAUAUCUGAAGAGUUGUCAAAAGUGUGAAAUCAAUGCGUUGGUUUUAAAUUUUAAUUUCUACUGGACAACUGAUGACUUGACAAACAAAAUGGAUACAGAUUUGUCUGCAAGCGGAGAAGGGGACUCGCAUUCAUACAUUAACGAAGAUUUUCCCUCAGAUGGAAAUGAAGAUGGCCAACUCUUUGAAAGUACAGAGGAGCCAGAAUUUGAAUUCGAUGAGAGUGGAUUAGAACUGGCAGCAGAUGAUGGGGAAAUUGACUCUGCUUGUGACUUAGAGGCAGAACUGAGAGACUUAGCAAGAGAGAAUUCAGAUGGCAGUGCUUUCCAGAGUGGCUCUAUAACUCCUGAUGGACUCAUUGAUGAAGACUUUGAAAAGGAGCUGGGAACACCAUCUGAUGCAGAAGAGGAAGAUGAAGGAGAGUUCCAGGAUGUUGCUCAACACAAUAUUCUGGAAGUUGCAGGUGAUGAUGUUUAUGGUCGAAAGGUGAUCAUCUUUUCAUCAUGUAAGCUCCCAGCUAGUGAGAAGUUGGAUCAUCAGCGACUCUUCCUAUACUUGAAGCACACAUUGGAUCAGUAUGUGGAGAAUGAUUAUGUAAUUGUGUAUUUCCAUUAUGGCUUGACCAGCAAGAACAAACCAAAGCUGUCAUGGCUGUUGCAAGUGUACAGAGAACUAGACAGGAAAUACAAGAAAAACCUGAAGGCUUUGUAUCUGGUGCACCCAACCAGAUUUAUAAAGAUUUUGUGGAAUGUCUUCAAACCCUUUAUUAGUGCGAAGUUUGGGCGUAAGGUGAUGUAUGUGAACUACCUACAUGAACUGAAGGAACACCUACACUUCGACCAGCUGGUGGUACCAGAGCCUGUUCUACAGUAUGAUGCUAAACAAGUUAAGUCCAACAAGCCUCCGUAUCCCUACUCUGGAGAUGGAGUAGAUACAUCUGGGGCACAAAAAACACAACAAUUUGGGGUUACCCUCAACCAUGUGCGACAGAACUACAAGUGUGUGAUACCUCCAGUAGUGGAGGUCUCUGUGGAAUACCUCAGGGCCAAUGCAUUAGAUGUUGAAGGCAUUUUCCGGAGAUCAGCUAAUGCUCGCACCUUAAAAGAAGUCCAGAAGAAAUUCAACCAAGGCCUACCUGUAGACUUCAGUACUGAGGGAGAUGUUCACAUUGCAGCUGUCAUCCUUAAAACCUUCCUCAGGGAGCUGCAGGAGCCCCUCCUAACCUUUGACCUUUACCAGCCAAUCGUCCGCCUUCACAACCAAGAUGAAGAGCGACAAAUGGUAGAGGUCCAGAGGAUGCUGAGGGAAGAACUACCAGAGGACAAUUAUAUUGUUCUGAAAUAUAUCCUCCAGUUCCUGACAGAGAUUGUUGCACAUUCCGAGGAGAACAAAAUGACGUCCAUGAACCUCUCCAUUGUUUUUGGGCCAAACUUGUUAUGGCCGAAGGGCCAAGCUUCCUUGUCUGCUAUGGGAUAUCUAAAUAGCUUCACCAAGUACCUUAUAGACCACUACCGGGACCUGUUUGAGAGCUGACUGUGGGGGCAGGACUGACACAACUCUAAAUAUGUCUUAUUUUCUCUACAAACUCUCGGUGCAGGCUGGUCAACACUGCUUGUUUCAAAUAGUUUAAAUGUAUUAAUACUGUAGAAGUGUUUUAACAUGUGAAACACUCACUUUGUUGAUUAUAAGUCUUUUCCUGUGUAUAACACUUUGCUGACAGUAUCUUAGAAUGUGACAAUAAAAGGUGGAAUCACACUUAACAUUUCUCUGUUUAACUGUGCAAUCAUCAUAGUAUAACAAACAAGUGUGUACCCAGUAGGUCUAAAUACCCAGUAGAACUAAAUACCCAAUAGGGAUGAUUAUUAUUGAUGUUAUUGUUAUGUCUUGAAAAACAAUCUCUUUAACAAAAGGAUUUUUUACUUUUUCUAAUUCCAAGACCAAUUUAGAUACAUCAGAAUUGUACCCUGUAUAGACAAAUUUAUUGUACCGUCCUUUGAUACAGAAUAGGAAUCAUGUCAUCGCUUCUUCUCACGUGAUAUAGAAUAAUUAUUAUACAUGUGUAGUUUGUUAUAGACCGUUGUAUUUUUAUUAUCCAAUCAUUUGAUAUGUUAAAUUAUCAAUAGUUUAUAAAAGUUUGUUGUGCAGUGUAACAUAGAACGAUAGCCAAAUACAAUACUUGUGUACAUGUGAAACAGACGUGCCAAAGGUGACGAGAUGCAUGUACUAGACGUGUUUAAUUGACCCCAGGAUAACAGAGCACAAACAGCGUCAAACUAACAUUCCAAAAUCUUUACUUAGAACGGUUUGUGAUUGCUAGAUACAUUUUAACUGCUAUAUGUCAUACUAGGUCAUGCUUUUUAGGUCACAUGUGUACAGGUGAUGAGGUCACAUGUGUACAGGUGAUGAGGUCACGUGUACAGGUGAUGAGGUCACGUGUACAGGUGAUGAGGUCAAAUGUGUACAGGUGAUGAGGUCACAUGAGUACGGGUGAUGAGGUCACAUCUGUACGGGUGAUGAGGUCACAUGGGUAUAGUUGAUGAGGUCACAUCUGUACGGGUGAUGAGGUCACAUGUGUACGGGUGAUGAGGUCACAUGUGUACGGGUGAUGAGGUCACAUGGGUAUAGUUGAUGAGGUCACCUUGAUAGCAACAUUGCAGUCUUUUUUGUACAACUCUCAUUUACCGUUGUUAAUGUAUUCAGGAUAUCCUGACAGCUACAUUAUACAAUAAGAAGGUAGUGGCAACUCAUUCUAUGUGUUCCUUUACCAGAUAAACUAAGCAAACAAAUUGCCACUGUUUUAGCCUGCUUUCAAUUCUACCUUGCUAUAGGUCCUGAGUGAGGAUCAGUAAGGAUUGAGGACUACCUUGUUGUAGGUCCUGAGUGUGGAUCAGUAAGGAUUGAGGACUACCUUGUUGUAGGUCCUGAGUGUGGAUCAGUAAGGAUUGAGGACUACCUUGUUGUAAAUCCUGAGUGUGGAUCAGUGAGGAUUGAGGACUACCUUGCUGUAAAUCCUGAGUGAGGAUCAGUAAGGAUUGAGGACUACCUUGUUGUAGGUCCUGAGUGUGGAUCAGUAAGGAUUGAGGACUACAUUGUUGUAGGUCCUGAGUGUGGAUCAGUAAGGAUUGAGGACUACCUUGUUGUAGGUCCUGAGUGUGGAUCAGUAAGGAUUGAGGACUACCUUGUUGUAGGUCCUGAGUGUGGAUCAGUAAGGAUUGAGGACUACAUUGUUGUAGGUCCUGAGUGUGGAUCAGUAAGGAUUGAGGACUACCUUGUUGUAGGUCCUGAGUGUGGAUCAGUAAGGAUUGAGGACUACCUUGUUGUAGGUCCUGAGAGUGGAUCAGUAAGGAUGGAGGACUACCUUGUUGGAGGUCCUGAGUGUGGAUCAGUAAGGAUUUAGGACUACCUUGUUGUAGGUCCUGAGUGUGGAUCAGUAAGGAUUGAGGACUACCUUGUUGUAGGUCCUGGGCAUAGAUCAGUAAGGAUUGAGGACUACCUUGUUGUAGGUCCUGAGUGAGGAUCAGUAAGGAUUGAGGACUAUCUUGCUGUAGGUCCUGGGCAUGGAUCAGUAAGGAUUGAGGACUAUCUUGUUGUAGGUCCUGGGCAUGGAUCAGUAAGGAUUGAGGACUACCUUGUUGUAGGUCCCGAGUGUGGAUCAGUGAGGAUGGAGAAGUACCCUGCUAUAUAUAGAUGCUUUAUUUGAGACUGCCAUUCCUGUUGUUGGGUUUAUUACUUCAUUACUUUCCUUGGGUUUAUACAAUAAGACUUGUAAUCGGUUUGUGUCAGUCCCCCCUUAAUUUGCCCCCGAGAUAUGGGUUUUCAUGUGUCAUCUAAGUCUUAUUUCACAUUUUGAGUGAUUUGUUAUAGUUACGUAUUACAUGUAUCUGUGCUAAGACAUAUUCAUAUUGUUAGAUUUGAACUUACUAUAAUUGUUUAGUAUAAAAAGGCCCUGUCUGAUUCAUUAGAAAACAAUUUAUCUUCACAUUACUGUAUUGUACUGAAUAAACAAUGUAAUGUAGCUAUUUGUUAAUACAAUAAUCCCAUUGAGGGAUAUAUUUAUAAACAAA
Molecule: messenger RNA, 4425 nt
Organism: Pecten maximus
Lineage: Eukaryota; Metazoa; Mollusca; Bivalvia; Pectinida; Pectinidae
Product: rho GTPase-activating protein 1-like
Biological process (GO): small GTPase-mediated signal transduction; negative regulation of endocytic recycling
Cellular component (GO): cytoplasm
Molecular function (GO): GTPase activator activity
Source: RefSeq, a predicted model, not a curated record